Molecule: messenger RNA, 624 nt
Organism: Alternaria atra
Lineage: Eukaryota; Fungi; Ascomycota; Dothideomycetes; Pleosporales; Pleosporaceae
Exons: 1
Coding region: 1-624 (207 amino acids)
Source: RefSeq, a predicted model, not a curated record
AUGGCUGAACACCAACCACGAUCGAACCAGCAUGGCGGCCAGCGCUCAUGCGAAUCUCGGUCUCAACGCACGCCGGCGAGAGAUGGCGCCCUCGAUCUCGCCAUCGAUCACCGCCUCAUACCCGUCCCCAGAGCCACAAAUGAAGAUGAGGUCGCUGCUCAGGCGAUUGUAUCUUGCGUCCCUCUUGGACACUACCGAGGGUUCCGACUGCUUGUACGACCACGGCGGUCGCUCGCCAUGCUUCUCUAUGUAAGCAAAAGCUCGCUCCAGCUCCGUCUCCUUGUUGAUGUUGGCGUGAAGCCAGUGGGCGAGCGGGAUGACGAUCGGCAAAGAAAUGGCGACGAACGUCCAGAAGAAAGCGGCGCGAAGGAAUUGCCAUACGAGAUCGAUCUCGUAAGCCUUGCGGCGGCGGAAGGUUUCGUGCCAGUCGGUGAAGCCCGACCCAGGCACGUCUGGGUCGAGGCGGUCUCGCUCGAAGAAGAGGUCCAGAAGUCGACCGAAGGUGUUUUGGUAGAAAGGGUCGUUCAGGCCCGCCAGCAGGCAAAACGACACGAAGAUGUAGGUUUAGUGGGCUUGUCGGAACCCAAUCGGCAGGGCAAGACGAUGUAUGAGGACAUGGCCUAG